Saimiri boliviensis boliviensis (Bolivian squirrel monkey) is the source of this 1861-nucleotide messenger RNA. It is a transcript of the gene TMEM37, whose product is annotated as transmembrane protein 37. Gene Ontology annotation, cellular component: membrane. Gene Ontology annotation, molecular function: voltage-gated monoatomic ion channel activity; calcium channel activity. Lineage: Eukaryota; Metazoa; Chordata; Mammalia; Primates; Cebidae. The record is from RefSeq and is a predicted model, not a curated record.
CGUAAUCCGAGCCGCAGAGGGCGGCGGGGCCGGCGGAGCCCGCCGAGGUUAAUUGCCGAGCUUUGAACGCCCCCUCCCGCUCCGCCCUCCUCCAGCCGCCGCCCCGCCCCGCCCCCGCGGUGAGGUCCCGGGCGGGCGACGACGGCCACAGCCCAGCAACUGGAGGGAGCGAGGCUGCAGCGCGGCCGCCGGGCGCAGCAUGACUGCCAUCCGCGUGCAGGCCCAGAGGCCAUUGGGCCAAAGGCAGCCCUGCCGCUCGUUCUUUGAAUCCUUCAUCCGGACCCUCAUCAUCACGUGUGUGGCCCUGGCUGUGGUCCUGUCCUCGGUCUCCGUUUGUGAUGGGCGCUGGCUCCUGGCUGAGGACCGUCUCUUCGGGCUCUGGCACUUCUGCACCACCACCAACCAGAGUGCACCAACCUGCUUCAGAGACCUGGGCCAGGCCCAUGUGCCCGGGCUGGCCGUGGGCAUGGGCCUGGUGCGCAGCGUGGGCGCCUUGGCUGUGGUGGCCGCCAUUUUUGGCCUGGAGCUCCUCAUGGUGUCCCAGGUGUGCGAGGACAAACACUCACGGCCCAAGUGGAUCAUGGGUUCCAUCCUCCUCCUGGUCUCUUUCAUCCUCUCCUCCGGGGGGCUCCUGGGUUUUGUGAUCCUCCUCAGAAACCAAGUCACACUCAUCGGCUUCACCCUGAUGUUUUGGUGUGAAUUCACUGCUUCCUUCCUCUUCUUCCUGAACGCCAUCAGUGGCCUGCACAUCAACAGUAUCACCCAUCCCUGGGAACAACCAUGGAAAUUUUAGGCCUCUUCCAGGGACAUCAGGUUCUACAAGAAAGUGUGGUCAAGAUGGGACUUUUCCAACAUGUGGCCUCUGGUGGGGCUGGAGUGGGACAAGGACCUUGAAACAGCCGCCUCUUUGCCAAUAACUUGUGGGUGGUCAGCCAGAAAUGGCCUGGGGGUCUCUGCAGCUGGGCUGCGGGGCCAGAGGCCAGGAGGGUGCCUCAGUACCACCAGCUGCACAGGCUUAGCCAGAUGUUGAUUUUAGAAGAAGGAAAAAACAUUUUAAAAUGCCUUUCUUGAAUUUUCUUCCCUGGACUGGGAUAGAGUUGGAAGCAGCAGGAUAUCUGGUGCCUGAGCUAGCUGCACACCCAAGGAUAAUUCAUGCCUGUCUCACUGAUGCGUGCUGGGAUGGGGGCUGCAGAAUCCCUGGGGCUCUCAGGGUUGUUAAGGAUGGCUCUUCCAGCUAAGGGGCCAAUCAGUGCCUAGGAGUUUCUUCCACCAGCUUAAAGGUCCUUCACGUGUAUGUCCCUGGCUUCAUCUUUGAUCGUGCCAAAGAGGCAGAGUUCAGGAUUCCCUCAGAAGGCCUUGCACACAGUAGGUUUUCAAACCAUUUGACUCGGUUUACCUCCCUGCCCUUUGUGGGAACCUUGCAAACUCUGGAUAACCCCAGCUUCUAGCAGCUGGCUGUCCCCUCUGGGAGCUCUGCCUAUCAGAACUCUACCUUAAGGUGGCUUUCCUGUCUCUUUCAAGAAAGAGUUCUUGAGCAAGUCCUCCCUGGAGGGCCCACCUGACUGCUAAUACACAGCCCUCUCCAAGGGACGUGUGCACGUGUCUAUCUUCUGUGAGGGUCAGACAGCCUUAGGGCACCAUUUUUAAUCCCAGAACCCAUUUCAAAGAGCACGGAUCUAGACCUGCUGGACUCUGCAGCGGGUGAGGGGAACCGCCAGAGUUUGGGUAAUGAUUAACACCCAUCCUGGGGAUGCAUGGAGGUGAAAGCGGUCAGGAACCAAUGGAGAUUUCCAUCCUUGCCAGCACAUCUGUACUUCUGUUCAUUAAAGUGCUCCCUUUCUAGUUCUUUUUCUGCCCAGAA